Messenger RNA from Penicillium brevicompactum, 1764 nucleotides. Its product is annotated as putative mRNA splicing protein (Prp39). Bases 1 to 1764 code for a protein of 587 amino acids. The record is from RefSeq and is a predicted model, not a curated record. Gene Ontology annotation, molecular function: protein binding. Gene Ontology annotation, biological process: RNA processing; mRNA 5'-splice site recognition. The transcript has 4 exons. Gene Ontology annotation, cellular component: commitment complex; U1 snRNP; U2-type prespliceosome. Lineage: Eukaryota; Fungi; Ascomycota; Eurotiomycetes; Eurotiales; Aspergillaceae.
AUGGCUGACUACCAAUACGGAGGCUCUGAGGAGGAGAACGCCGAGCUACAGAAGCUUGAAAACGAGUUGCUCGAUGAUCCCGACAACUUCGAAACAUGGGAGAAGCUUGUUCGCGCCGGAGAAGCUCUCGAGGGUGGAAUUAAUCGCAACUCCAACCCUCAGGCCAUAACCACUGCCCGUGCGAACUACGACCGCUUCUUAGCCAAAUUCCCUCUCCUUUUCGGAUACUGGAAGAAGUAUGCCGAUCUUGAGUUCUCAAUCACUGGCACAGAAGCCGCGGAAAUGGUAUACGAGCGUGGAAUUGCCAGCAUCCCGCCUUCAGUCGACCUUUGGGCCAACUACUGCGGCUUCAAAGCGGAGACUUCCCACAAUUCUGAUAUCAUUCGAGAACUUUUCGAGCGUGGUGCUGCUUGCGUUGGUCUUGAUUUCCUCUCGCACCCAUUCUGGGACAAGUACAUUGAAUUCGAAGAGCGAAUUGAGGCUCAAGACAAGAUUUUCGCCAUUCUUGCUCGUGUGAUUCAUAUUCCCAUGCAUCAGUACGCUCGCUACUUUGAGCGUUACCGCCAACUUGCUCAGUCCCGUCCUCUCACUGACCUCGCGCCUGUGGAGACUCUGACUGCAUUCCGCGCUGAGAUCGAGGCUGCUCUGUCCCAGCCGGCUCCCGGUGCCAAGGCUGAGGCUGAAAUCGAGCGAGACCUACGAUUGCGAUUGGAUAGUUACCACCUUGAAAUCUUCACAAACACUCAAACGGAAACCACCAAACGCUGGACCUUCGAGUCGGAGAUCAAGCGCCCCUAUUUCCAUGUGACGGAGCUUGAUGAAGGUCAGUUGACCAACUGGAAAAACUACCUUGACUUUGAGGAGGCCGAAGGUUCGUACGCUCGCAUUCAGUUCUUGUAUGAACGCGCCCUGGUGACUUGCGCUCAUUACGAUGAGUUCUGGCUUCGCUACGCUCGCUGGAUGGCUUCUCAACAGGACAAGGAAGAAGACCUGCGGAUCAUCUACCAGCGUGCUGCCUAUCUUUACGUCCCAAUCGCCAACCCCACCAUCCGACUUCACUACGCCUACUUCGAAGAAACAGCCGGGCGUGUCGAUGUGGCGAAGGAUAUCCACCAUGCUAUUCUAGUCAACUUGCCCAGCCAUGUGGAAACAAUCGUUUCUCUCGCCAAUGUGUGCCGUCGUCACGGCGGUCUGGAAGCGGCUAUUGAAGUUUACAAGACACAGUUGAACUCCGCAGAAUGCGAGAUGUCCACAAAGGCUGCCCUCGUCGCUGAAUGGGCCCGCCUUUUGUGGAAGAUCAAGGGUAGCCCCGACGAAGCCCGAAUGGUGUUCUUUAACAACCAGCAGUACUACAUUGAUAGCCUGGCGUUCUGGAGAAGCUAUCUGGUUUUCGAAAUCGAACAACCAACCAGUGCGGCCACCGAGUCUGUCCAGUAUGACCGCAUCAAGCAGGUUAUUUCCGACGUUCGGUCCAAGAGCACCCUCCAAGUCAAUGCUGUCAAGGAGCUGGUCCAAAUUUACAUGAAUUACCUCCUCGAACGAGGCACCACCGACACAGCCAAGGAGUACAUGACCCUUGAUCGAGAGGUCCAUGGUCCCGCAUCUGUUGCUUUUGCUCGUACCGGUGGCUCUGCGGCGGCACUCCCCAUCCCUGCAAACAUUCAACCUGCUCCGGUUCCCAUUCCCCAGCCCAGCCAGGAAGAUCCCGCUUCACAAGCUUAUGCGUACUUCCAACAGGCUCCUGUGAACGGCCUACCCGCUUAA